AUGGAAGAUCGAAAAACGGACAGCCAGGGGAUCCCGGAACGAAUUGAAGAGCUAGACACUCAAAGAACGAAAGAGAUUCUCCCUCCUUCGCCUCCCCCAACCGAUGAUAACCUAUCCAACCCGGACGAUGAAACCAUUGAGAUACCACUCCCACCCCCAACCACCAUCCCAACACAGACACUGGAUGUCGAUCUGAAGACACCAGACAGCCAUGUACCGAGAGAUCCCAGGCUCAUCAGACUAACGGGUGUCCAUCCGUUCAAUGUUGAGGCUCCUCUAACCGAACUAUUCAACGAAGGCUUCCUGACCAGUCCGGAACUGUUCUACGUCCGCAAUCAUGGAGCUGUACCCCAGGUCAAGGAUGAAGACAUAACUGAUUGGGAGUUCACGGUGGAAGGACAGGUGGAAAAUCCCAUGACCAUAUCGUUGAGGCAGCUCAUGACGGAGUAUGAUCAAGUGACAUAUCCAAUCUCGUUAAUAUGUGCAGGCAACCGGCGAAAAGAACAAAACAUGGUUCGGAAGACUAAGGGAUUUUCUUGGGGAGCCGCUGGCGUCUCAACAGCCCUCUUUACCGGUGUGGUCAUGCUCGACGUACUCAAGAGAGCCAAGCCUAGGCGGAGGGCAAAGUACGUCUGUAUGGAAGGCGCCGACAAGCUACCAAAUGGAUACUACGGCACCUCGGUCAAACUCAACUGGGCCCUGGAUCCUAAUCGAGGAUUCAUGCUGGCCUACAAGAUGAAUGGCGAGACUUUGAGACCUGACCACGGAAAGCCUCUGCGCGCCGUCAUUCCCGGACAAAUCGGUGGUCGCUCGGUCAAGUGGCUUAAAAGGCUCAUUGUUACUGACAGCCCCAGCGAUAAUUGGUACCAUAUAUAUGAUAACCGUGUCUUGCCGACCAUGGUGUCGCCUGAGGAAUCGGCAAACAACCCUAAGUGGUGGACAGACGAGAGAUAUGCCAUUUACGAUCUCAACCCCAACUCAGCCAUCUGCUAUCCUCAGCAUGAAGAAAAGCUGCGUCUUACUGAUGCAUCUGGUGCGUACAAGGCGAGGGGAUAUGCAUAUAGUGGCGGUGGUCGACGCAUAACACGAGUCGAGGUAACCUUGGACAAGGGCAAGACUUGGAGGCUGGCCGACAUCGAGUACCCUGAGGAUCGCUAUCGCCAGGUCGACAGGAAUUUGUUCGGUGGCCAAGUUGAUAUGUCCUGGCGAGAGACGUGCUUUUGUUGGUGCUUCUGGUCAAUAGACCUACCAACGAGUGAGCUUUCUGCAUCGAAGGACAUCUUUGCCCGCGCAAUGGACGAAAGUAUGAAUGUGCAGCCUCGAGAUAUGUACUGGUCCGUUCUGGGGAUGAUGAAUAACCCAUGGUUUCGCGUCACUAUUACACCAGAAGCUGACUACCUCCGCUUUGAACACCCCACGCAACCGGCGCUCAUGCCUGGUGGCUGGAUGGAAAGGGUGAAGAAGGCGGGCGGAAACCUUGCAAAUGGCUUUUGGGGUGAAAAGCUUGACGGUGAAAAGGAAGUACCACAGGAAGAAGGACAAAGCAAAGAGAUCUCCAUGGUCAAGGAAGGCUUGAAGAAUCCAAUAACUAUCGACGAGCUGAGGAAACAUGACAAUGAAGAGAAGCCCUGGUUUAUUGUCAAAGGUGAAGUGUACGACGGCACAGCCUUCCUCGAUGGGCACCCGGGAGGGGCGCAGAGCAUCAUUUCGGCGGCAGGACUUGAUGCCACUGAAGAGUUUAUGGCAAUCCACAGCGAGACCGCCAAAGCCAUGAUGCCCAAAUACCACGUUGGCUCCUUGGAUGAUGCCGCAAAGACUGCUCUGACUGAGGGCGGCUCCGAGGCUGAUCAGUCUGGGAAACCCUCGGAAACCUUCCUGAACCCGAAAGCAUGGAAGAAAGCUGUUCUACACGAAAAGAAAACCGUUUCUUGGGACACACGCAUCUUCACCUACAAGCUGGAGCAUCCACAACAGCGUCUUGGACUCCCUGUUGGACAACAUCUAAUGGUCAGGCUUCGAGACCCCGCCACCCGGGAGGCCAUUAUUCGCAGCUACACGCCAAUUUCCGAGAUCAACGAUCAGGGCUACAUGCAAAUGUUAGUCAAAGUAUACCUUGCUGAUGACCGCGGCAAAGGAGGAAAGAUGACCCAAGCGAUGGAUGCGCUUCCAAUUGGCCAUCCUAUUGAGAUGAAGGGACCCAUUGGGAAGUUCGAAUAUCUAGGGAACGGCGACUGCCUUAUCCAGGGUAAACAAAGACACGUCAAAUCCUUUGUGAUGAUUUGCGGUGGGAGUGGAAUCACUCCCAUCUACCAAGUCUUCCGCGCUGUGCUUCAAAACCCGAACGACAGAACACGCUGUAUUAUUUUUGAUGGCAACCGAUUGUACGAAGAUAUCUUGUGCAAGGAAGAACUCGACGUGCUUUGGAAGGGAAACGAAGACAGAUGCCGGAUCUUACAUACUCUCACGAAACCGCCCGACGACUGGACCGGCCUUCGAGGAAGGAUUACAGGACAGUUGGUCCAGGACAAUUGUACACAGACGGAAGAUACGCUGGUGUUGAUUUGUGGACCGGGAGCGCUGGAAAAGACCAUGCACAAGGCUCUUCUGCAGCAAGGAUGGAGCGAUGAGCAAUUGAUGUUCUUUUGA
This is a messenger RNA of Capronia epimyces CBS 606.96, 2646 nucleotides long. RefSeq names its product nitrate reductase [NADPH]. Gene Ontology annotation, biological process: nitric oxide biosynthetic process; nitrate assimilation. Bases 1 to 2646 code for a protein of 881 amino acids. The record is from RefSeq and is a predicted model, not a curated record. The transcript has a single exon. Gene Ontology annotation, molecular function: heme binding; nitrate reductase (NADPH) activity; molybdopterin cofactor binding. NCBI's taxonomy places the organism in Eukaryota, Fungi, Ascomycota, Eurotiomycetes, Chaetothyriales, Herpotrichiellaceae.